Molecule: messenger RNA, 1195 nt
Organism: Toxotes jaculatrix (banded archerfish)
Lineage: Eukaryota; Metazoa; Chordata; Actinopteri; Toxotidae
Gene: naa10
Product: N-alpha-acetyltransferase 10, NatA catalytic subuni
Exons: 8
Coding region: 156-809 (217 amino acids)
Biological process (GO): N-terminal peptidyl-glutamic acid acetylation
Cellular component (GO): NatA complex
Molecular function (GO): protein N-terminal-serine acetyltransferase activity; protein-N-terminal-glutamate acetyltransferase activity
Source: RefSeq, a predicted model, not a curated record
ACUUCCUCCCCUCCCUUCCCUGCUAGCAAGUCAGCUCAUCUGGCUAGCGAGACGAGACCUUUAAACUUGAUACUGUAAUUAUUAUGAAUUGAAUUGAUCAGUAUAGAAUAGCUAAUUUCCGUUUCCACAGUGCAGAGAACACACCAACUUACAAAAUGAACAUACGAAACGCAAGGCCGGAGGACCUUAUGAACAUGCAGCACUGUAACCUGCUGUGUCUUCCGGAAAACUACCAGAUGAAAUACUAUUUCUAUCACGGAUUGUCCUGGCCUCAGCUCUCAUACAUUGCAGAGGACGAAAAUGGGAAAAUUGUGGGAUAUGUGCUGGCAAAGAUGGAGGAGGAUCCAGAUGAUGUACCCCAUGGACACAUCACAUCUCUGGCAGUGAAGCGCUCCCACAGACGUCUGGGGCUUGCUCAGAAACUGAUGGACCAGGCCAGUCGGGCCAUGAUAGAAAACUUUAAUGCUAAAUAUGUCUCGCUUCAUGUCCGUAAAAGCAACCGAGCAGCCCUGCAUCUGUACUCCAACACACUCAAAUUCCAGAUUAGUGAGGUAGAACCUAAAUACUACGCAGAUGGGGAGGAUGCCUACGCCAUGAAGAGAGACCUGGCCCACAUGGCUGAUGAGCUGAGAAAGCCCGGAGUGCGUGUGUCGGGUCAGGAGGCACCGUCUGGCCAGAGCCCAUCGGGAUCUGGCGACCAGGAGAGGGAGAGCGAGAGAGACAGCGGAGGAGAGAGCAAAGAGCUGAGUGAAGUCAGCGAGGCAACAGAAAGCACAGACGUUAAAGAUUCUUCCUCUGAUUCACAAUGACGCUACAGGCCUAGACCUUUUUAAAUUCAUCCUUCACUUCCUCUUUUUAUCUCUAUUUGACAGUGUUCUGACAGUAUCUCUGGCUCCUCAAACUAUGACUAUCUGUACAUCAAAGACGUUCCCACAUUUCCAUCACUGGUUUUUCUUAAAUCUUACAGUGAUGAACAAAGAGUCUUAGAUAAUGGCAUGAAUCAGGAUGUUAUCUGAAUGAAGCUAAAAUGAAUAUUUGGUUCCAGCAUUUUUAUUGGAUUGCUGUUGUCAGUACCAAAAGUGACCCUACGCUCUGUGAGAUUUACAGAAUUGGAAACAACCUGUGCUUUUCUGUUUGUCUCAAACUGGUCUCUUAAUUAUUUAACAGAAUUACUGCAAAUAAAUCUUUCAAGUAA